Betta splendens (Siamese fighting fish) is the source of this 1620-nucleotide messenger RNA. It is a transcript of the gene mrps5, whose product is annotated as mitochondrial ribosomal protein S5. Gene Ontology annotation, molecular function: structural constituent of ribosome; RNA binding. NCBI's taxonomy places the organism in Eukaryota, Metazoa, Chordata, Actinopteri, Anabantiformes, Osphronemidae. The record is from RefSeq and is a predicted model, not a curated record. Gene Ontology annotation, cellular component: ribosome. The transcript has 12 exons. The coding region runs from base 147 to 1361 and encodes 404 amino acids. Gene Ontology annotation, biological process: translation.
UAUUUUAUUUUAUUUUAUUUUAUUUUAUUUUAUUUUAUUUUAUUUUAUUUUAUUUUAUUUUAUUUUAUUUUAUUUUAUUUUCCAACAGGCAUCGCGGAGGCACCUUGUGCCUUGUUGUCCUCCCGGGGGUCCUUCGUCAUUCCAACAUGGCGGCGUCCGUGCGGAUGUGUUGUGCCCUCCGUAUUACAUUUGGAGGUGCAGCCUCGCUCCGUAGUGUUUUAGGAGCAGCUCAGGUUUCCCAGUUUUCUAGUGGUUCCUCGGCGAGUCCAAUAAGAAUUCCUGCUCUUCCUCCGUCUGCUGCGACAGCGUGGCAGCAAACCAGACAUGGCAGUUUCUUCAACAAAUUGACGGCUGAGGAGUUGUGGAAGGGUGUACUGGCAGAGACCGGUGCAGGAACCAGAAAGGGCCGAGGGAAGAGAACCAAACGCAAACUGAAGAGAGACCUGAACCGAGGGCAGAUCCUCGGAGAAGGUCGUGGUGGUUACAUGUGGCCUGGUCUCAAUAUAAUGAUGCUAAAGGACGGUGCUCUACAGACCUUCAGGCAAAGAGACGAAGCUGAGCAGCAGGGGGUGCAAGCUGAACGGGUGCGUCAGAGGGAUGAGUGGGAGAAGAAGAGAAAAAUGAAGGUGAAGCGGGAGAGAGGCUGGACUGGAAAAUCCUGGGGAGGCGUCAGUCUGGGACCCCCUGACCCUGGUCCAAAUGGAGAAACAUAUGAGGACUUUGAUUCACGUGUGAUCGAGGUGAAGAGUGUGUUCAACAUGACGGCCAAGGAGGGCAGGAAGAGGUCCAUCAGCUGUCUGGUCGCUGUGGGAAACGGCAACGGAGCAGCAGGAUUCGCGUUGGGCAAAGCGGCCGACAGAAACGCCGCGCUGAGGAAGGCCAAAAACAGAGCCAUCCACUACUUGUUCUAUAUAGAACGAUACAACAACCACACCAUUUAUCAUAACAUAGAAUCCAAAGUCAAGAGGACAACGCUCCGCAUGAAGAAACAACACAAAGGUUAUGGUCUGCACUGCCACCGGGCUGUCAUUACUUUGUGCAAGCUGAUCGGCAUUCAGGACAUGUACUGUAAAAUAGAAGGAUCCAUCAACCUGCUUAACAUCACCAAAGCCCUCUUCACUGGAUUAGCCAAUCAGCAAACCCACCAGACUCUGGCCGAUAAGAAUCAGCUCAACGUUGUUGAGUUUCAGUCCCAUCGAGGUCCACUGCCUGUGGUGGUGGCCAGUCCUAAAGACAGGGCACGACCUGACCGAGAGCCUGAGGAUGACACACCCAACACCCGGCUGCACUGGGAAGAUGUACGAGCCUCCCAGAGAACCAAACGCUCCAUGUGGGCGGGACUCAAACGCACCACCUGGUAGAGCAGCGUGAACUGAGAGCUGUGUCUGAUUGGAGGACAGAUGCUUGGACCGAUGGCCGGGUUAAGGAACAGACUGGUGGUUUUGAUAUGAGAGGUGAAGACAAGUAGAUUAUGCUAUUUGUAAAUAUGAGAUUGUUCUGUCAACUAAAGACUAAAGUUUCUCCAACUGAAAACCUCAUUCACCAGAUGUGUAUAACGUGAAAUAAAAUACAUAUAAAAAACAGUGUGAGCUAUUAAAAUAAAGCAUCAAUUUGUAUGAA